Messenger RNA from Leptomonas pyrrhocoris, 2424 nucleotides. RefSeq lists its product as hypothetical. Lineage: Eukaryota; Euglenozoa; Kinetoplastea; Trypanosomatida; Trypanosomatidae. Bases 1 to 2424 code for a protein of 807 amino acids. The record is from RefSeq and is a predicted model, not a curated record. The transcript has a single exon.
AUGCUGAGAAAACUUCAUGGUUUCUUCAAGAAGGCGGACGGCAACAGCAGCGCCGCGGAUCGGUCAAGCAAUGACCACAACCGCAGCAGCAGUCGUAGCACAUCAUUGCUGCUCCCUUCUCCAAAGAAGAAAUCGCAGUCUUCGCUACACAAGACGCCGGUGGUCACCGAUGCACGUCCAAAUCCCCUGGCGUACAACCCGCCAGGGCAAGGCGCGCAGCGCACCUCCACCGGCGGCGCGAUAAACCGUUCAGCGAACGCGUCGAAAUCGGGCGCCUCUCCACAAGAGCAGAAGCAGCAGCAGCAACAGCAGACACAGCCGCAGCAGAAGAACAACACGACAGAGGAAAUGAAACCGCUGCCGCGUCCCGCCGCACCCCGGCCACUGUUGGAUGGCCAAAAGGAGAAGGAAAUGCGCAAGACGGGACGGCAGCCGACAGCCUCUCUGACGUUGUGCCUCACCGCCCACGCGAGCGCCAAUGCCACAGUUCAAGACGACAAAUCUGCGAGCAACGCCCUCCCCUACAGUGCGCUGAAACGAAUGGGCCACGAGUACGGGUUGGCGGUCGACGAAAGCAGCGGUGCCUAUGACUGGCACGAGGGGGAAAGGAUGAAUUCUACCGCCGCAGUGCCACAACUGCCGGAUUUUUCAUCGCCGAGCUACCUACCGGUGCUCUCACACGCGAAGCGCGUCAUCCCCGCACCACCUCGCGAUUCUCACAGUCAGGUCGAACGCAAGAACUCGAAAGACGACACGGGUGCCUACGAUUUCGGCGGACUGGUAAGCGGCGAGUACGAUCUGAUGGGAUGCGAGUCACACGUUGGCAAGAAUCGAGUCGCAGACAACCACGACAGUGUACCGGCCCGGCAGACGAGCCGCCCUGACCCGUGCGGCACAAAGCUAGCGGCGCACACGCACGACACGGCAAAGAAACGAAACGAAUGCAGCCAAGAGGAGGAGUUGAUGCCCUCCGUGAUCAACAAGAGGCGCCAGCAGGAGAGUGGGCUGUACAGCAUGUUCAAGACAAGAACCCACCCCAACAGAAACAGCAGUAGCGCCAACAAGGGUCCUUCAGCAACGGCAAACGACACGCAUCAUAACUUCUCGAGCGCCAACUACGACAUGAGCUACUCCUACGUGAACCGACUCAGCAACUCGGUCUCGGAAAGAAAUGCAGGUGAGGCGCACAGUCUCGUCGAGGACGGAUCGAAGCCCUUCCAGUCGCGUGUAACGCACCACCCGGCGGCCGACACGUCCGCCGAGUACUUCGACAUCGGUGAGGCGGUUGACGUGCGGCCCCAGCGGACCAAUCCGUUGCCGCACACGGACAGUGCUGCCAGCCCGUUGGCAUCUUCGACGCUGCGCCGCGCGUACGAGUUGCCCCUGUCGCAGUGGAAGUACGUCGCGCUGGUGUCGCAGAAGGUCGCGGAGAAGAAGACGCAGGUGCGGCUCUCACGCGUAAAGCCCGAGCGUCGGCCCAGUCUCCUGGCGCCACAGGACCACAGCACCGUGGCGGCGGCUCGGACAAACUCGGCGAACUCCGAUGAGAGUGACGUCUACGCGCCGGAGGAAGAGGGAGAGGAGGAAGAGGAGAAAUCGCACGGUGGCAGCACAGACGUCUCCGUCUACGACGACUGCGGUGUCCCGCUGCUCAUUCCCAAUCUAAGCGACCUCUACAACGACGCCCGGAGCAGCGCCAGCAGCGGCACGGACAUCAUCGUGGACGCGUCUGAGAACUCAGACGAUGACGGAAAGGAAGAGGAAGUGCUGCAUCCGCCCCCCAGCAGCCACUCCGCAGACAUGGGCGAUCGGCCUACGCCAGACUCGCCUCCCCCCACAACUACAACGGAGCCGGUCAGCCCACACGCACCGAACACCAACGACGACGUCAACCAUGGAGGCGUGCCAGCUGACCUGUUCCAUCGCAGCCAACAAAGCUACGUCCCUUCACCACCAUCUGCCGGCGCAGCCGGGCUACGGCAGCGUUUUGCGUCCCAGCAAGACCACCAAACCCGACAGAAGAUCAUGAAGUACCAACGCGAGCAGCUUCUCCUACAGCAGCAACGACGGCAGCAGCAACAGGCAUUCCAGCCUCGUCCUCAGCCUCACCCCUCACCGCCCCCACCGUCGAAGCGUGCCUUCGCGCCGGGCGAGAUGGCUCCUCAAAGUGGUCCGCCAAACGUGAACAAGAGCAACAGCAAGAAUAGCGACUCUCGUGCGAACAGCGUCGGCGUCGUCUUGCCGAAGGUGUCGGUGGGUACGACGGGCAGGCCUUGGCCGCAGCCGGACAUCCGUUUUGGUCCUCGCUUGAAAGGCGGACGGUCCCCAUCUACGAAUUUCGCUGCUCUCACUGACUGCCGAUUGGAAAACGCACCAGUGAUUGACUUGCCGGUGUGGGCAGCACUGGCACCACCGACUCGCUGA